Molecule: messenger RNA, 700 nt
Organism: Haliotis rubra (blacklip abalone)
Lineage: Eukaryota; Metazoa; Mollusca; Gastropoda; Lepetellida; Haliotidae
Product: G2/M phase-specific E3 ubiquitin-protein ligase-like
Exons: 4
Coding region: 11-529 (172 amino acids)
Molecular function (GO): ubiquitin-protein transferase activity
Source: RefSeq, a predicted model, not a curated record
AAACCACAUUAUGGACCACGAAUACAGGGAUCAAGUGGUGAAGUUAUCUCAGGCCGAGGAUUACACGGCCUUUGAAGACCUGAUUCAGAUGGCAGGUUGUAUAUCCAUGGUCCAUACGCUGAGCAGGCGACAAGAAAUGUGCAAGGCCAUAACAAAAUUCAUUGUGUUCGGACGUGCACAUCAAGGUUUUGACCAAUUCUGCAGAGGACUUGAAACGCUUGGCGUAUUAGGAGCGCUAAAACAUCAUGGAACACGCAUGAAAGAAGUUUUUGAAUAUGAAAAAAGGCUUCUGGAUUCUACAACAAUAGAACUAUUGUUCGAAGCAGAUUUAGCAAAGGCCAACUCCAACCGACGCCGCCAAGAAGAGAUUGUUCUCUCAAACUGGAGAGAUUUUCUUCUUGAUUUGGAAGAAGGUACGGAAGUCCCCACACUCAAAGACCUCUUGGUGUUUGUGACCGGGGCUGACGGAAUCCCGCCUCUGGGAUUCGACCCCCUCUCCACGCCUGCUGUUUCACUCGGCAGAAAUUGAAUCACCUGAAGACAAGAAGAAUUUCCUUUUUGCAAACACAUGUGCAAACAGUUUGUCGCUCCCUAUGUUAGUUGACUAUGAGCUUUUCAAGAAGAACAUGGUUGCUGCCAUACAAAUCAAACUUUUUUACAACUGAGUAGAACUGUGACAUAAAUAACAAUGUACAACGAA